Messenger RNA from Diabrotica balteata, 1964 nucleotides. Lineage: Eukaryota; Metazoa; Arthropoda; Insecta; Coleoptera; Chrysomelidae. The record is from the annotation of a GenBank genome assembly.
AUUUUUUAAUGAGUUUUCAUAAACACUUUUGAAGCUUAGAUGAUGUAAGGUCAGCAGUUCUGACACCUCUCAAUUUUUAUUGGUUUAUCCUUGGUUAAUUGCAUACUUUAUGUUUUAUGCCUUUUAUGUUAACAAAACAACUUUGUUGGCACUCUUAAACUGCUUCCAAUCUUUUAGAUGCUGUGCUAAAUCUAAUAUUUUAUAGAAUUCUUAAGAACUGUUGUAAUUUCCUAUUAGUUUUUUUUUAAUAAACGGAGAUACGUAUAUGAGAAAAUAUAUAAUACCUGGUUUAAAACUCCUCGCUGAGAUAUAUAUUGUUACCACAGUUCCACAAAAAGGAAUAAGAUACUCUGGAAUCUGAAGUUGCUCAUUUGAAGGAGCAACUAGCGAUUAUUAAAAAUAAAAUAGAAAAGUUAAGUGCCAAUUUUGCAAAAGGCUUGUAAAGGUAACUCGAAAUAAUGCAAAAACUACACACUCCUAUCUGGAAUACAGAUCCGAGAAAUUGGCGAAGGAGAAGAAUGUGUUAAAUGAACAAUUACAAAAAUUCCAAGAUGCUUUGAACGAAUUAUAGGUUCAAAGGUAAUGUCAACUUAAAUAAAAAGAGAACGUAACAGAAGAAAUAAGUCUCCAGAUGACCACAGUUAAACUGGAAGAAGAUAAUGAUCAGACUUCUCUGGAAAGCCUCAAAAAGAGUUAAAAGAAAGAUAUUGACUUAAAAGUCAUGCGAGAUAGGCUUAAAAAUGGAGUAAAAUCUAUUACGCAUGGGAAUUUCUGUAUCUUUCCAAUGGUCUAUGAUAUCGGACAUGAGAAAGUUCUGAUUUAGCACGUGUAGCAAAUUGUACUGGAUCAACGGUCGGUGAGAUGUAGAAGAUUGGUGUAAGAAAUGUGAUUUAUGUAACGGUAGAAAAGGUCCUAGAACAAGAAGUUGUGGUAAAAUGGCACAAUAUCUUUCCGGAAAGCCUUUUGAAUGAGUUGCAGUGGAUAUUCUCAAUCCACUUCCGAUGACAGAGACAGGAAAUAAGUACAUGGUCGCAAUGGAUUAUUUUUCAAAAUGGCCUGAAAUUGCACCCCUUCCUAAUCAAGGAACAUUGAGUUCUUUUCCAGUUACAUUCUGAUCAAUGACGAAAUUUUGAAUCAGAAUUCUGCCAAGAAUUAAUGACUCGCACUACGCCUCUCCAUCUGCAAUCAGACUGAAUUAUCAAGAGAUAAUAGAACUGUUUGUCAAUACCUUUCAAUGUUCGUCACUGAUAAUUAAAAAGAUUGAGAUACUUCAAUUCCUUUCUUCCUCCUAUCCUCUAGAAGUUCCUAAUUUGAAGCGAUCGGUUAUGCUCCAUUGAUGAUGAUCACCGGAAGAGUGAAUGAAGCUUCCACAAGAUCUUAUUUUUGGAAGAUUGCCUCCCUGCGAAGAACGUUCAUCCCUGAUGUACAUCGAAAAUUUGAAAGAAAAAUUGGAAAAAAAGUUCACGAAUUUGUUCCUAAAGGUUUGACGCUUUCAAGUGAUAAAUCCAAGGCCAGAAUUGACAUGCAUGCUACCGGGACAACUUUCAAAAGAGGUGAACCAGUAUGGCUAUAUAAUCCCAAACGUAAGAAAGGACUUCGUCCGAAUCUUCAACGAAACUGGAAGGUUCCGUACACCGUCCUGCAGAAAAUACACAAUCUAAUCUAUCACAUCCAGUGUUCGGUUAGAAGUAAACCAAGGUGUUGGGUUCAGUCAGUCCCUGAUAGAGUUAGUCGAGGCGAAUAACUCUUAAGAAAGGGGCAGCGUUAGGGAACAUCCAUAAACUAGAGGGAGGGAGGUUGUAGAGAAGAGAGGGGGAAGACUUUGCUUAUUGCGAUGCUAUACAACAGAAAGGAGUAGAAAGGGGGGCAUGAGUGUACAUCCGACGUCGUUUAGUGUCUUUCACUAUUUUGUGUCGCUAUUAUCUCUAUAAAUAUAAUUGUGUACUAGCUCUUAUGAUCCAUUC